Megalobrama amblycephala (Wuchang bream) is the source of this 2539-nucleotide messenger RNA. RefSeq names its product linkage group 4 C11orf54 homolog (gene bkgd). The record is from RefSeq and is a predicted model, not a curated record. Gene Ontology annotation, cellular component: nucleus. The coding region runs from base 151 to 1014 and encodes 287 amino acids. Lineage: Eukaryota; Metazoa; Chordata; Actinopteri; Cypriniformes; Xenocyprididae. The transcript is spliced from 8 exons. Gene Ontology annotation, molecular function: zinc ion binding; hydrolase activity, acting on ester bonds.
UGAAGAGAAUAUGAUGUAACGGACAUUACAGGAAAAUAAACCCGGAAGAUGGCAGUAGUGCAACGUUAAUGGCUGCAAGCUGCCGUUAAAGAAAAAGAAGAAGCGACUGCAAGCGGCAACGCUCGCUGCAGCCGAUGUCGAAUACACUUUAUGAGUCUGUCUGCCAGAAUAUUACACACACCGAGACGAAUGGCUAACUCCAGCAAGACCGAAAAGUUCCAGCUGCAUGUUCCGAAUCUCGAGGAAUUAUGUCAGGUGCUGGAAUCAGGACUGAAUAAGAAUUUUUCUGAUGUAAAAGUGUCUGUUACUGACUGUCCAGAUCUUACAAACGAGCCUUUCAGGUUUCCUGUCAAGGGUAUUUGUGGCAAACCACGUAUUACUGAUGUGGGAGGUGUACCCUAUCUGAUUCCUCUGGUCCGACUGGAUAAGGUUUACAACAUGAACCUUGUGUCCAAGGAGGUUGAGCUGCCUGGUGCAUUUAUUCUUGGUGCUGGUGCUGUCUCCUCUAAGACAGUUGGGAUAAAUGGAGAGUUAAUGCCUUUGGUGGUGACUGAAGCUGAGGGGAGACCUGCGGUGAAUGGCAGUUAUUUUUCCACCAUCAAUCCAGUGAAUGGAAAAUGUGUACAGGAAAAAUACAGUGACAGGUUUCAUGACUGUGACUUUGGCCUCCUCGCAAACCUUUAUGCAUGUGAAGGCAAACCUGGAAAGGUCAUUGAGGUGAGAGCCUGCAGAAGGACUGGAGAGGACAGUCUUGUGAGCUGCAUGAGAAAGACCAUGGAACAACAUUAUAGGGAGAAGAGCGUGGCCCUGGGGGGAACUUUCGUCAUACAAAAGGGGAAGGCAAAGAUCCAUAUCAUGGUGCAGAUGGAGGCUAGCGUAGGAGACAGAUGGCAGAGACACCUUGAGGUGCAGAUGGAGGCUGGCGUAGGAGACGGAUGGCAGAGACACUCACACACACAGGCAGGUAGGAACACGAGGAGUACUGGAGACAAAGGAGACGAUGGAGACGAAUGAAGCAGGUAAGUAUAGUGUCUGGAGUCCUUGAGGUAAGCAUACAUUGAGUUGUAGUGCAAACGAGACCGGACAGUGAGUGUGUGUGAGUGUGGGGUUUAUAUGCAGGCGGUCAUGAUGGUGUUGAUGACCUUCAGGUGGCGGUGAUUAGUAGGCUGGUGAUUGAGUGCGUGGGUAAGGGAGUGAGGUGGAACCUGACGUGUCUGUGACAGUCAUUGAAAAAGCAUUAAUUUAAUUUACAGAUAAAGCAAUCACAUUAGUAACCUUCCACACACCACAAUGUGCCAAAUGCCCAAAACCUUAGGCCCAAAAUGAAAAUAGUCUAAAACAAACUUGCCCUCAAAUAGAAUAGAUUUCAUCUCAUAUUUAUUAACAUUACAAAACAGAAUAUUAAUAGCCUAAUAGAGAUUGAACAGGCUACUCCAACCCAGGUAACAACCAAUGUAGCGCGCGCACACACACACACACACACACACCGGAUAAUCCAUGUUAGAUCGAUAGAUACUUACCUCGGGAUAAUUAGAGUAUCUAUCUAUCUAUCUAUCAAUCAUUAUCUGAUGUGUGUGUGUGUGUCCCGCACUGUCCCAUGAACUGUGAGCCCAGGUACCUCGACUUAACAAUUCCAUUGUUCCAGAAACGAAUGUGGAUGUCAAGCUGCUUGGUCCUGGUGGCUUUCAUUGAACAUUACGACAUACGGCCCGGUAAGAGUACGAAUCAGUUCCCCCUUUAUAAACUCCCCCAAUCCAAAUCUCACCACAUAAGUGAUCUUGUUGGGCCUGCAGUACGUCUUCGCGAAUACUGAAUCAGGGAACAUGACUUGGAAGAGAUCGCUAAUCUCACUGUUGCUAUUAAAUGAGUGCCGUUUAGUCACCGUGUGUAGUAUCCAAAGCACCUCGGCUUUCGAUGUGUCAGUCGAUCCGAAAGUUCCCUGAAGGUUGUUCGACGGAGCUGCGAUGAUAUUGCGCUGGAGACCGGAGGGACCAGGCAUUGAGGAGGACGACGGCAGUGGUGAGGCUAAUUGGCCGAGUCCGCUGAAGACAUUUUGCGGCUAGCUUGUGUUUCUCCGCUCUGGCGUGUGACUCCAGCGCCUUCACACCCAGAAUACCUGAUUGAUUUUUUAUUUUUUUUGCAAAGUUUGCAGUGAGCCUCGUACAUGGAGCUGGGUACCGCUUGUAACAAACAGCAGAAAUCGCUGUGAUUAGCCAUGUCUCGUUGAAAGUAACUCCGUUAGAAAUCGCCUCCGUUGAAAGACGCAGAGGCAAACGUAUUUCGCGGGCAGGUAUUGCAUUUAUCACAGGAUUUGUAGUUUUAUCAGUGCGUAUACCAACACCAAUAUACCCCAGAAAGAACUACGACUUGCCACUUUUUUGCUACUUUGUAAUAACUUUCAGCAGGUAACAUUUCUGGAAAUGGGUAAAAAAAAAUUUUUACACGUGACAAAAUGAAAUUUAAGACCUCGGAUGAAAAUCUGGCCGUUUUUAAGACUUUUUAAGGCCUUAAAUUUAAAGUUCCGAAUUUUAGACUUUUU